Lolium perenne is the source of this 645-nucleotide messenger RNA. RefSeq lists its product as uncharacterized. Gene Ontology annotation, cellular component: nucleus; cytoplasm. Gene Ontology annotation, molecular function: nucleic acid binding; 3'-5' exonuclease activity. Lineage: Eukaryota; Viridiplantae; Streptophyta; Magnoliopsida; Poales; Poaceae. The record is from RefSeq and is a predicted model, not a curated record.
AUGGAUCAGGAAGCGGAGGUUAGCAAUCACAGCAAUGACAUGAAUCAGGAAGAGGAGGUUAGCAAUCAAAGCACUGACAUGGAUCAGGAAGUGGAGGUUACGAGUCACAACACUGAAAUCCGUAAGAUUGUUGCACAUACGGCCGAGAUUGAGGUUGUCUACACCGAUGACAACCAUAAAGCAGCCGAGAUUGUGGACAUGUACGAGCAGUGGCUUAGCAAGGAUGAAUACAAGUUCAUGGGCCUCGACUUUGAGUACUGCGAUCCGGAAUACGAAGGUGACUAUCGGAUCGCCGUCAUCCAACUGGCGAUGAAGAAUCAUGUAUUGGUCUACCAAUGGUCAAGCGUCGAUAUAAGGAAUGACAAAAUAGCAAUGAAGCAAAGUUGGAAUAUUGACAUAGCAAGUCAGUACCACAUUGAUCUGCAGGACUUGUUCAAGCUUGAACCUGACAGGACUGGGAUGGCUGACAUGGCAAACAGCCUCAUAGACAAGAGCUACAAAGGAAUGAAGAAAGAAUUCCCAUCUGUCCAGCACAAGUUCUGGGAGAAGAAUCCGCUUGAUGAAAUUAAUCUUGAGUAUGCAGACAGAGAUGGGUUUGUGGCGUAUGAUCUGUACCGUAUAAUCCGUCUCUACAACUAUGGAUAG